GCCGUGCCGUGCCUUACCAAGCCCAGCCGUGCCGAGCCGAGCCGUGCCAAGCCAAGCCGAGCCGUGCCAAAGCAGCGCUCCCAGCCGCCGCGCAUGGCCCCCCGCGGGUAGCCGCUCUCCGGACGGGGUGGAUGCUUGAGAGUGGAGGAUAAGGUACAAGUGUCUGGGACCGGUGGAAUGGAGGCCUGAUGUAGAUGGAAAGAUGGAUGAAGAAGAAGCUCUGAAUUCUAUUAUGAAGGAUUUGGCAGCGUUGGGCAAAUGUGGGGGGCUGCUGGACAACAACAGGAAUAAAAACAGCGUCCACUCCAGCAAACAGCAGCGAAAUGUCAGGAUCAAGUUUGAAUAUGAAGGAGAGAAAAGGAUUAUCCAGUUUCCAAGACCAGUCAAAUUCAAAGAAGUGGUGCAGAAAGUCACGGAUGCUUUCGGACAGACGAUGGACUUAGUCUGUGUGAACAAUGAGCUCCUGAUCCCCCUGAAAUCUCAGGAAGACUUGGACAAAGCGCUGGAACAGUUGGAGCUGAGCCCUUCCCUGAAGAGCCUGCGGAUCCUUGUGAGCGCUCCAAAGAAAGCGAAUCUCCUCCAGCCGAACAACAGCAAACAGCACGAGAUGAGGAUCUCCAGAUCCAUGGGGGAUAUCAUGGGAUCCCUGUACAAGGACUCCGAGAGGACGCGGAAGUACUCAACAGGCUCUCUGCACACUGGCCGGAGCUCUCCGCCCCCGGGCAGCGUUCCUGAAGAGCAGCAGCAGAUCGCUCGCCAGGGAUCCUACACCAGCAUCAACAGCGAGGGCGAGUUCAUCCCCGAGACCAUGGAUCAGAACAUGCUUGAAGCUUUCAUCAGCCCCGACGGGUCGCUGUCUGGGAGCUGCCAGUCUCUGGACAGGUCUGUGGACAGCCCUCCCUUUACCCAAACCCCUGUUCCUGGAAGGAAGAGCCAUCCCAAAGACGGUCUUGACUGCAUGGAAUUUGACAUCCCGUUCUGCGAAAGGUUUGGGAAAGGGGGCACCUUCCCCAGGCAGUACCACCUCUCCCAGAGUCGCAAGGACUACAGCGACGGCCGGAGGACUUUCCCCAGGAGUUACUUCCCACAGGAAAACCUGUUCCAGCUGGUCCCUUCCAGCCGAACCAAGAGCUUUAAUGGGGACAGCAAGCUCAGCACCCUGCAGUAUGAUGAGUACAGGCCCAAAUGGUGGAACAAUUGUGAAAAAGGUCUGCAGGUCUUCAGCACCUCCCCUACAAAAGCUAGGAACUCCCUGCAGGCACCAGUGAACUGGAGGUUGGGGAAGCUGCUUGGAAGAGGAGCUUUUGGGGAAGUUUACCUCUGCUAUGAUGCUGACACUGGCCGAGAGCUGUCGGUGAAGCAGGUGCCAUUUGACCCUGACAGUCAAGAGACAAGUAAAGAGGUGAAUGCUUUGGAGUGUGAGAUUCAGCUGCUGAAGACUCUCCGCCACGACAGGAUAGUGCAGUACUAUGGGUGUUUGCGGGAUCCCGAGGAGAGGAAGCUGUCUAUCUUUGUUGAAUACAUGCCAGGGGGUUCAAUAAAGGACCAGCUGAAAGCGUACGGUGCUCUGACGGAGAACGUCACUCGGAAGUACACCAGGCAGAUCUUGCAGGGAGUCUUCUACUUGCACAGCAAUAUGAUUGUCCACAGGGACAUUAAAGGAGCCAAUAUUUUGAGAGAUUCUGCUGGAAAUGUGAAACUUGGAGAUUUUGGGGCCAGCAAACGUAUCCAGACCAUCUGCAUGUCUGGGACCGGGAUUAAAUCUGUCACGGGAACGCCGUACUGGAUGAGCCCAGAGGUUAUCAGCGGAGAAGGCUACGGAAGGAAAGCUGACGUGUGGAGCGUGGCCUGCACCGUGGUGGAGAUGCUAACGGAGAAGCCGCCGUGGGCGGAGUUCGAAGCCAUGGCGGCGAUUUUUAAGAUCGCCACGCAGCCCACCAACCCCCAGCUCCCCGACGGCGUCUCCAACUCCUGCCGCAACUUCCUCAAGCAGAUCUUCGUGGAGGAGAAGCGGAGGCCGACGGCCGAGGACCUGCUGAGGCACCCCUUCGUCAACUGCGGGCUCUGAGCCCCGGGCGGCGGCUUGGGGAAACGCCGGUGGGACGGGGGGGCGGCCGCCAGACCCGCGGCCCUUUUUGCACCCCGCGGUUCACACCUCAGCCCCGGGCUCGUCCUGCUUGGUGGCCCCCCGGGUCCCUUCUCGCUCGUCACCAGCUCGGUGGCUGCCGCCUUGUGGGAUUUUUGAAGGCACGCUCGGGACCGUUGGAGGCUGGAGACGCAGGCCACCGCCGGGAUUUGGGGACGAGGGCUUCCCCGGAGCGCUGGCCUCGGGGCGAGCACCCUCCUCGUCCCCGGGACCAGUGGAGGAAUAAGAUGCUGGGUGCUCAUCACCGCUCCCCGCAGAGGAACAGGCGCCAGGCUUCGGCCCAGCUGGAGAUGAUCCUCAGACCGCGGAGUCGGGGGGGACCCGGUGUCCCCGUUCACGAGGGGAAGGGAACCCUUUGGAGGUGGCAGCGCCAGGCAGCCCCGCCAGAGGGGCGGCGUUCGCUCCUGUCCUGUGCCUUAAGCGGUUACAAUCGCGGAGUGACGCCCGACUCGGCGCCUGGCAGGGAGUCGGGCACAUUUAUGCAGACGUCUUGCCUUUGUGUGUGUGCGUGCGUGUGCGUGUGGAGCAGGAGGAGCACAGCUGGGCCUCCGCACGACCCGGCCCGGUUCCUAAAAUCAGGCAGAGAGGACCUGCGGGACUGCACGAGCAUGAAGCCGCAGCCUGGGGCCGCAGGGCUGCGUAGAUCGCGUGCAGCUGGGCUUCCUUCUGCAAUGUUUCGGAAGUUGUAGGAGAAAUUGGGAAAGCUUAAAGCAUUGCUGGGCUACGGCCUCUGACCAACACUACUACCCUGUGGGGAGCAAGCGGAGAGGCCCUGGGAAUGAAUUUAUCAGAUCUUGGUGAUUUUGGACAAAUUAAUUGCAUCGCCCCAUCUCCUGCUUCCGUGCUGCAUUAGCUGUUUCCACCCGGCUCAGCGAAGGUUAAACAAGCAGUUCCCAGGGCGGUGCCAGCUUCAGGCCACCGUGUCAAACACAGGUUUAUUUUAUUUUAUUUUAUUUUAUUUUUCACUGAAAAUGAAAAGGGUUGCUUGGAGCGAAGGGGAAAUGGAGAAAGGGGCUGGUUGUGUGACUUUGCACAUCCUUGAAUUCUGCCGGGCGGAAGAGAUCGAGCCGUGCUGUGGCUGCAGCUCCAGAGAGAGAGGCAAAAACCAGAGUUAUUUCAGUUAAAGAAAAAAAGACUGGGGCUGUUUGGGCAAAUUAAAUAGCUAGAAGGGUUCCCUGUAAAUGUGUCCACGGAGCUGCCGAGGCCGGCACCUACCCGAGCUUUGUGCCUGGCCACCAGGGCGGUGGAUGCCGGCUCUCCGGGCUGCCCCUCCGCAGGGGGGGAAUAGUCGCCUCCUUCCUCUAGGGGAAAGAAAGGAUUUUAUUCUGUGAAUAGGACCAAAUCCAUCACUCUGGUUGGUUCUAGAGGAUGGAUUAAAAAAAAAAACACAAGAAAAAACGUGUUGGCAAAUAAGGGGUUGUCAGAAGAGACGAACAAAAAGGGUGUUUCAGUAAAGCUAGAAGUGUUUUUAUGCUGUUUUCUCCCCUUUCACCGACCCUGUUCAGCUUUGAUUUUUCACCCCUUAGGGGUGGAUGUGAGCUGUUAUUUUCUCCAAAGACUCAAGAACAAAAGUGGGGCCCAGCCGCGCUGCCCGAGCGCUGGGGGAGGCUACGGGGGACCCUCCGCAACGCUCCCUGGGGCCUCGUCAGCCCCACAAAGCACCCCAAAAAGCCUCCCUGGGACAGCCUGGUCCCCUGGCUCAUGGGUGAGUGUGUUUGUAUGUGUGUGUGUACAUGUGUGUGUGUGUACGUGUGUGUGUACAUGGGCGUGUGUGUACAGGGGUGUGCGUGCAAGGCUGCGUGUGAGUGCGCGCGUGUGAGUGCGACUUGCUCCUCAGGUGCCUUUGCCUUUGUGUUUUUUUUUAAACCCUCGCAGUGUUCUGAUGUACAAAAUGAAAACUAGAAGAGAAUGUAAUAUUAUGCCAUGUAAAUUUCCUUUUUUUUGUUUUUUUUUUUUAUAUAUGUAUAUUUUAUUUUGUCCAGCGCACCCGGGGGAGCGGGGCGGCCCUGCUGGGGCCAUGUCCCCGCUCUGCGUGCGGUGUCGCCGUGUGUAUCCCAGAGAAACGUUUUCCUUCCAUUGGAAAAA
Cygnus olor (mute swan) is the source of this 4231-nucleotide messenger RNA. Its product is annotated as mitogen-activated protein kinase kinase kinase 3-like. Lineage: Eukaryota; Metazoa; Chordata; Aves; Anseriformes; Anatidae. Gene Ontology annotation, molecular function: protein binding; protein kinase activity; ATP binding. The transcript has 17 exons. Gene Ontology annotation, biological process: protein phosphorylation. The record is from RefSeq and is a predicted model, not a curated record. Bases 203 to 2068 code for a protein of 621 amino acids.